Artibeus jamaicensis (Jamaican fruit-eating bat) is the source of this 2009-nucleotide messenger RNA. RefSeq names its product TNF alpha induced protein 8 (gene TNFAIP8). Gene Ontology annotation, molecular function: cysteine-type endopeptidase inhibitor activity involved in apoptotic process. The coding region runs from base 371 to 967 and encodes 198 amino acids. The transcript is spliced from 2 exons. The record is from RefSeq and is a predicted model, not a curated record. Gene Ontology annotation, biological process: regulation of apoptotic process. NCBI's taxonomy places the organism in Eukaryota, Metazoa, Chordata, Mammalia, Chiroptera, Phyllostomidae. Gene Ontology annotation, cellular component: cytoplasm.
ACCCCUCUGCAGUCAUCCCUGAAAGCCAGGCUGUGGUCUGGACCUCCUCCCCACCUGUGUGCGCCCCUGGCCCGCCUGCGGCCCCACCGACCCUGCCAGGCUGCAUCCGCCCUGGGACGCGCUGCUGCGCUCGCCCCGGGGGCGGACUCCUGCCGCCCAACUGAGACGCGAUUCGUCAUUCUUGCAGAACUUUCCCCCUUAAAAUCCCUGCACAGAACUAGCCCUCCCUCCCGGGGGAGGUUUUGAUUUUAGUGGCUUUCCUUCCUUUUAUUUUCCAUCGUGUUUGGGUUUUGGCUGCGGAUCGAACUUGCGGCGGGUCCAAGUGCAGUUUCAGAGGUAAUCGCCCCAGAAGGCGGGUGACCCUGACACCAUGCACUCCGAAGCAGAAGAAUCCAAGGAAGUGGCCACAGAUGUCUUUAAUUCCAAAAACCUGGCCGUUCAGGCACAGAAGAAGAUCCUGGGUAAAAUGGUCUCCAAAUCCAUCGCCACCACCCUGAUCGACGACACGAGCAGCGAGGUGCUGGACGAGCUCUACCGGGUGACCAGGGAGUACACCCAGAACAAGAAGGAGGCGGAGAAAAUCAUCAAAAACCUCAUCAAAACGGUCAUCAAGCUGGCUAUUCUUUACAGGAAUAAUCAGUUUAAUCAAGACGAGCUAGCGCUGAUGGAGAAAUUUAAGAAGAAAGUGCACCAGCUUGCGAUGACCGUGGUCAGUUUCCACCAGGUGGAUUUCACCUUCGACCGGAAUGUGCUGUCCAGGCUGCUGAACGAGUGCAGAGAGUUGCUCCACCAGAUCAUCCAGCGCCACCUCACCGCCAAGUCACACGGACGGAUUAAUAAUGUCUUUGAUCAUUUUUCAGAUUGUGAUUUCUUGGCUGCCUUGUAUAAUCCCUUUGGGAAUUUUAAACCCCAUUUACAAAAACUCUGUGAUGGUGUCAACAAAAUGUUGGAUGAAGACAACAUAUGAGCAUGUGAAGUAAGGUUGCGAUUGCUCGCGAUUUAUUUGAAGGCGGAGCACUGUUGAUGUAUGAAGGAAAAGAAGCAUAUUCUGAAGAGAAAACAUAUUUCAGAAAGACUUUGACCAAUUCAAUUGUCAGACAUUAAUGAUACUAUAUGAGGCUCAUUUUAUUUGAAGCAAUGCAUAUUGCCAGGAACUGUGGUUAAAAGCUUCCUGAGGGUUAACAGAUCGUGGGACAGAGGUGGGGCUGCAAAAUGCCAAGACAGAGUUCUGCAAAGACAGAGAUGUAUGGCUCCACACCUCGGGACAUCCUUUCCAGGGCAGUUGACCUAGUGUCAGGGACACAUUGGAUAGUUCUAACAUGUGCAACGUUACACAUGUCGGAUCACUUUUAUCCCUUGCCGUGUAUAUGUACCUGUUUUAAAAAGCCAAGAACUUUCUCGUGCUUUCAUUUCUCCUUUUGAAACAAUUCCAUUUUCAAGUCUACCUUUGGCUAACGAUUUUUUUGUUAAAGAUUUUUGUCAUUGACGUUCAAGAAUUAAGGCAGUCAAAUCUGAACCCUCAAAGAAAUAGAAAACUGCUUCUCUGAAGUCAAUAUUGUAGAAACCAACUGUAUUUGAUGUUGUGAAUAAUGUCUCUGGAGUUGAGUCCUGUCUUUUAGUACCAACAGCGAUACUUCUCAAAACGUGGUAAUUCCCCAAAAUGUAAUGCAUACCAUUGCUUUGAAAUGCUUGUUGAGGGCUUCACUAUCAUGUUAUCUUGAAAGGGUUCUGAUGGAAUCUCUAUUUUUACUACUCGUUUCAAAUGUAAGAGACAAAGAGAAAAUCUAGAUAGUUCUUGAUAUUAGGACAAUAAAAAGUAAGUGGUAUUAAGAAAAAUAAAACCACUUUUAUUUUAGAUAUGAGCCCAUUUCCUACCUAAAAUAAUUUAGGGGGAUCAGGGGCAAAAGGGAAAAAAGGGUUUUGAUGCAGAACACAAGAAUGAAAAUAAAUGCAUUUCAAUGUUUAAUAAGUUUUGAUAAGUAAAUAAAGAAUGUUACUUUUUUAUUUAA